UCCUGUAUUUAUAAGGUUCCUGUGCAAAGUCCUAUGCGCCGUCUCUUCUCUGGGAUUGGCGCAUCGUUUACCAGAGGACAAUCAUUACUGCAGGUCGCGCUGCGCCAUUGGCUCAUGCGUCUCAGCUUCACGCCUCCAAUAGGAAAAACCUUUACGACAUCCGUCCGCACAGUCACGAAUAAUCACAUAAAGGUUCACGCGCGUCGCUCCACUCGCGUCAUCUGUUUAUUGUUCACCGAUCACUGCUGCUUUAAAUCAACAUGUCUGGUAGAGGGAAAACCGGAGGCAAAGCUAGAGCAAAGGCGAAAUCCCGAUCCUCCCGGGCCGGACUUCAGUUCCCGGUAGGUCGCGUUCACAGGCUGCUGCGCAAAGGCAACUACGCGGAGCGCGUCGGCGCCGGGGCUCCUGUGUAUCUGGCGGCCGUGCUGGAGUACCUGACGGCUGAGAUCCUGGAGCUGGCAGGAAACGCGGCCAGGGACAACAAGAAGACCAGGAUCAUCCCCCGACAUCUCCAGCUGGCAGUGCGUAACGACGAGGAGCUGAACAAGCUGCUGGGAGGUGUGACUAUCGCACAGGGAGGAGUGCUACCAAACAUCCAGGCUGUGCUUCUGCCAAAAAAGACGGAGAAACCGGCCAAGAGCAAGUAGGAGAAAGGACCGAGGCCGGGCUGGAGUCAGGCGGGGCGGACGGCUAUCCCCGAAGCCAGCAACUUUUCCACAUCAGUGUUUUCUAUUUUGUUUUGUUUUUAAUAACAUUCUUUAGAAUAGACGUUGUUUUGGUUUUUGCUGUUUCUAUAAUAAAACAUGAGCCUAAUCGGCUUCUCAUCGGGACUAUUCACAGACUGCCCCAUCCGCUCGGAAAAUGGAGGCGCUCUCUGAAGCUUGGAGACAUAAAGAAAGAAAUCCUUUUUUUAAUAUGGAUGGGGGUCGGUUUUUCUUUAGCUUUGUUGAAAAAAUAUUGUGAUGUUGUUUAUUAUGUUGUGCUGUUUCCAUUAAAGGCUUGUAGGAAACUGUA
Molecule: messenger RNA, 1014 nt
Organism: Melanotaenia boesemani (Boeseman's rainbowfish)
Lineage: Eukaryota; Metazoa; Chordata; Actinopteri; Atheriniformes; Melanotaeniidae
Product: histone H2A
Exons: 1
Coding region: 261-647 (128 amino acids)
Cellular component (GO): nucleosome
Molecular function (GO): protein heterodimerization activity; structural constituent of chromatin; DNA binding
Source: RefSeq, a predicted model, not a curated record